This is a messenger RNA of Pleurotus ostreatus (oyster mushroom), 1965 nucleotides long. RefSeq lists its product as uncharacterized. The record is from RefSeq and is a predicted model, not a curated record. Gene Ontology annotation, molecular function: flavin adenine dinucleotide binding; oxidoreductase activity, acting on CH-OH group of donors. The transcript is spliced from 10 exons. Bases 1 to 1965 code for a protein of 654 amino acids. Lineage: Eukaryota; Fungi; Basidiomycota; Agaricomycetes; Agaricales; Pleurotaceae.
AUGCCACUACGCGACAAUGGUCUGCGACUCGUCCGGGAUGUUGUCAAGCGGGUAACCGCACCCAAGGCCGACGGUGCAUACGCAACCCACUUGGACCGCUCACUGGUGGAUACGACAAUGCAACAACUGAGCAGGGAUGACAUCACGAUGAAGUUCCAAUCCCUCGCAGCCCACAUCUCCCUAGUCCUCUCACUCCUAUUGCUUCCUUUCGGAGCCUCAGCUGCCUUGUACAAGAAUGCGGCCGACCUGCCAGAUGUUUCUUACGACUUCGUCAUUGUAGGAGGUGGUGUGGGCGGUAGCGUGCUCGCGAACCGUCUGACAGAAAACCCAUCAACUAAAGUCCUUGUCCUCGAAGGAGGUCCUUCAAACGAGGAUGCUUUCGAGACCAAAGUCCCAUUCUUUGUCACCAGAAUCCCCGCUCAAUAUACAUGGAACUACACCACCACACCCCAAGUCGGGAUGCACAACGCCGAGGUUCCGUUUGCCAGAGGCUUUGUCCUGGGCGGUAGCAGUUCCAUCAAUGGAAUGUUCUAUACUCGUGGUUCUUCCGACGACUUCGAUCGAUACGCCGAAGUCACCGGCGACUCCGGUUGGUCGUGGAACAAUGUGCAGACAUAUUUUGCACGGAACGAAAAAUGGACACCUCCAGCCGAUGGUCACGACACUACGGGCCAAUAUGAUCCUUCCGUCCAUAGCACCACUGGCAUCAACUCGUACAGUCUCUCUGGUCACCACCAAGCGCUUGAUCCGUUGGUGUUCCAGGCAGGGCAAGAACUUGGCGGUAUCUUCGACUUCAAGCUCGACUACAACGACGGCACGCCUCUCGGAUUGGGUUGGCUCCAAGCUGCUAUCAAUGGCUCGCAUCGCAGCAGUGCAGCAACAUCCUAUCUCGGACCCCAGUUCAUCAGCAGACCGAACCUCCACGUCCUCGUCAACGCUCGCGUUUCUCGCAUCCUCCAAACCGGAUCUGGCUCCACUUUCCAAGGUGUGGAAUACACCCAAGACAUUAACAGCGGCUCGCUGCGCACCGUCACCGCGACAAAGGAAGUUCUCCUCGCUGCAGGCGUGAUCGGCACCCCCCAGAUCCUUCUGAAUUCUGGCAUCGGCGACUCCAGCUACUUGACAUCUGUUGGUAUCCCUCCGCUAGUCAACUUGCCCAGCGUUGGCAGGAACCUGACCGAUCAACCUACAACGGGCUGUCUCUGGAAUGUUAGAUCGGAUGCGGACACCUUCGAUCCCGUAUUCCAAGAGCAGAAUGUGCUCGAUGAUGCUAUGGAUGAGUGGAACACCGAUGGAACGGGACCAUUGGUCGUCACGCCUAUCGGCGAGGUUGUCUUCUUCAGAUUGAAUGAGACUGAGAGGACGAACCUUGGGCUCCCUGCUGGAGUGGAUACCGCCGCUGGUCCCAACACACCACACUUGGAACUCGCGAUCGGGAACGGCUUUGUCUCUCCGGCACCUCCCCCGGGUAGAUGGCUCACCAUCUCUACUAACUUAGUAUCUGCUACAUCGCGCGGCUCGGUCACUCUCGACACAACCGGCGGCUUCAAUGCCUUCCGCGCGCCCCACAUCGACCCCGCAUUCUACACCACUGAUUGGGAUAUCCGGGCUAUGCGUGAAGCAGUCAAAGCAGCCAAGCGCUUCGUCUCUGCGCCGGUCUUUCAAAAUUAUAUCGUCGAACCCUUGGGAUCUCUGGCUACCGCCGACACUGAUGAGGAGAUUGAAGAAUAUGUGAGGAGCAACAGCGGGACAACGGCUCACCCUGUUGGCACGGCCAGCAUGUCUCCCAAAGGCGCGCAAUGGGGCGUGGUAGACCCGGACCUGAAGAUGAAAGGUGGUAUCAAGGGUGUUAGAAUCGUCGAUGCCUCUGUCUUCCCCUACAACCCGAGUAUGCACACAAUGGCGCCGACGUAUGUGAUCGCAGAACGGGGAUCCGACUUGAUAAAGAGCACUUGGAAUUUGUAA